AUGCAUUCCAUACUGAGUAGACUUUACCGCCCCGAAAGCUCGAUUGCCACGGACGGCUCAAGAGGCCAAUCGGCGCCUUCACACUUGCGAAGGCCACCAUCGACCCAAAAUGCUGUUGGCGAUACAAUAUUGACAGGACUUGCCGAACUAGGAGCUUAUCGAGUAGGCUGUCAUCACGCCUUCGUUACACUGCUGGACAACAACGAGCCGUAUGUGAUCGCGGAGGCAAUAGUCCCUCAAGCUGUGGGGAAAGAUGAAAGCGAGAGGAGCUCCUUGCUCGGCGUAAAGACCUUAGGAUUGCAGGCUAGUGGAAGCUAUCCCGUCAACGGUUUUAAAGAAACGCCGAAUGACAAAUGUCAUAUUGUCCUGGACAUAUGCGCAGAUCCUACUAUUGGUGGUCAUCCAUUUGUCACUCUAUGCCCUGAUAUACGCUUUUACGUGGAGGUUCCCCUUCACAGCUCUGCAGGUGAUAUCUUUGGAACGUACUGUGUUGUCGACAGUGCUCCACGCUCGUUAUUUGCCGAUCGCCAGCUUGAUACCUUAAAGCAAGUAGCAAGUUCCGUCGCCGACCAUCUCGAAAAUGUUUCGACAUUGUAUAAAUGCCGAAAGUCUGAGCGACUUCUCGAUGCGCUCAAGGACUUUGCUAGAUGCCAGCCCACUGGAGAUACGAAGCGAAACUCCCACAGCAGUAGGAAGGCUUCGGAUCUAAUCUCGCCUCGGUCAUCAGAACUUCCCGAUAUCGAUCGCAUUUCGUUGUCAACGGAAACUGUGCAUGAUAGGUCUGGAAUGGAAAAACCGAAACCACAAGCCAGGGCGCAUGCGUCAUCGUUCUUCAAGCGAGGUGAUGUUCCUUUGAAGGCGCCUCCAUCACCUGAAAAACACCAACAACAUGUCAGGAGACUUUCAGACGAGUCAAGUAACUUGAUAACUGUAUCAGAAGGUGCUACAUCAUCUGGAACCUCCGCUCUGUUUUCUCAAGCUAGUGCUCUGCUUCAGGAAUCUAUGGAGUUGGAUGGUGUAUUGUUUAUGGAUGCGUCGCGCAGUAACUCUCGGAGCUUUUCAACUGCCAGCGUCAGUGACUGGGAUGAACCCAGCAAAGAUACCGAUACCUCCGCACCUCCUCAGUCUCCUGGGCUUUCAUCCCAAGGUCCAUGGUCCGAGAAACAAUGUGACAUCUUAGGUCACGCCUUAUCUGAAGACCUGCUAGGUAAUAGCGACUCAACGUUUUUUGGCAUGACAGAAGGCCUGCUUCAUGAAAUGUUCGCGGCAUUUCCACAUGGCGAGGUGUUCUACCCUCCAGCGAUAACACGACGUUUUUCAGUGCAAUCUUCCAGUAGCCGUGGCCAUAGCCGACAGGGUAGUGAUGGUGGUCGUUCCCUUUACAAUAGUAUCACAGUUCGAUUAGGGCAUGACUUCCCCGACAGCAAGUCCCUCAUAUUCCUUCCGUUGUGGAACUGGGACAAGUCUCGAUGGCUUGCAGGUGCGAUCGUGUGGAUGAACAACAAGCAACGAUCAUUGGGAGCGGAUGAUCUUUGUUAUUUGAGAGCAUUCGGAGACACCAUAGUUGCCAAAUUCUCCCAGCUUGGAUGGAGUGCUACGACAAAAUCAAAAUCGGAUUUGCUUUCAUCCGUUAGCCAUGAACUACGCUCACCUUUGCAUGGCAUGCUUGCUAGCGCCGAGCUGCUGCAAACAACAAGCCUAGAACCUGCUCAACGAGAUAUGCUUACAAUGGUUGAAACAUGCGGUCUGACAUUAUUAGACACGAUGAACUACCUGCUGGAUUUCACGAAAAUAAACAACCUGACACAUAUACACAACGCAGGAGAGAUGGGUGAAUCGGCCUUUGAUAACCUGACUACCGACUUUGACCUAGGUACGCUGGUAGAAGACGUCUCUGAGACCUUGUAUGCUGGCCAUCGGUCUCUCAUCAACGCUGCCAAGAUAGCGGGUCGGUAUCUACCCACUGGUGCCGGUGUCGGUAACAGAUCCAUUGGUACCGAAGUCAAACAAUUAGACAAUCCUGAUGAUUUGUCUGUCGUUGUCCGCAUUGAGGAGCAAACGUCUUGGUCAAUUCAUUCUCUCUCGGGCGGGUGGCGGAGGAUCGUGAUGAAUCUGCUGGGGAAUUCGUUCAAGUUCACUCGCUCAGGCCUCAUUGAGAUUUCUUUAUCCAAAGAAGUGGAAGGUGUUGGCGACCAGAAGACGACUAUUGCCCACCUGUCGAUCAAAGAUACGGGAUGCGGAAUAUCAAAAGAAUUCCUUGACCACCAGCUUUACAAGCCUUUCGCACAGGAAGACGUGUUAACCGAAGGAUGUGGACUAGGCGUGCCUAUUGUGCAGCAAAUCGUGACCUACCUAGGUGGCUACGUUGAGGUGCAUAGCGAUGUUGGUGUUGGAACACAGGUUGAUGUGUACGUUCCCAUUGAAUAUGCCGUCCAACCGCCACCCCCUUCGGCGCCUCUUAAGCAGGGAGAGGGUCCAGGAUCGCGGAUCAUGACACGGGUUUGCCUGAUCGGUCUGAACCCAUAUGCCGAACUUAAGGGAGCUCGGAAAGGAGUUAUCACGACCGAAGCGAAGCGGAAGCUGUCAAUUCGCGGAGCGCUCAGCAAUGUACUCCUCAGCCAGCCUGGAUGGAUGGUAUCUUUUGCCGAUUCGCUUGAAAAGGGCUCUGGCGACAUUGGUGUUGUCGAGGAGUCUAGCCUCAAGAAGAUCGCCGAAGCUGGUCCCAUCGAGACCGAGUUCAACACGAUAAUGGUGCUCGGUGAGCAUGGGGUGUCUCUUCCACGAGAUUUUGCCAUCAAGAACGCGGACAUUAUUUAUGUGUCUCAGCCGUACGUACUCAUUGCCACAUCUUGUUCACUAUUUCACUAA
Molecule: messenger RNA, 2868 nt
Organism: Aspergillus oryzae RIB40
Lineage: Eukaryota; Fungi; Ascomycota; Eurotiomycetes; Eurotiales; Aspergillaceae
Product: GAF domain-containing sensor histidine kinase
Exons: 3
Coding region: 1-2868 (955 amino acids)
Biological process (GO): protein autophosphorylation; signal transduction
Molecular function (GO): histidine phosphotransfer kinase activity; phosphorelay sensor kinase activity
Source: RefSeq, a predicted model, not a curated record